GAAGUGAGAGUUGUACAUUAAUAUUUGUUUCCCAAGUUUUAUUAUCAGCACCAUUUAAAUGGUGUUAUGUUUCUAUGACUUUUGUGAACGUUUUUAAAAUAUAGGUGGUACGAGCCCCGUUGUUUGUGCUAUUCACGGCGGUUGGAGGCUCGAUGGGCUCCGAUGGUCCGUAGUGGUAAUGGGAGGAAGCCGGUUUUUUGAAUUGGUCGAAAGUACAUUGUGCAGUUAGUCUGUGACCAAUAAAAGUCGACAAUACUUUUUCGUUUAAAAGUUUAAACAUGGCUGUAAGCUGGCCUUUUGCAGCAGUGCCUUAAUAAUGCUUAAAUAAAGAAGAAUUUGAUUAUGAUAUUUGUGACUAGCGAAUCGCUCAAUCAGACGACGCAAAUAUUCCUAUGAUUCGAAUAAGGAGUAUUACGUUACAUUGGCAUUCCAGAUAAUAUAACUAAUUUUGUCCACUUUAAUGAAUAUAUGUUCUGACAAAUCAUCAUAACUCUGCCAAAGAACAAAUUUUAAGGCACAGAGGGGAAGUACCUGGACUGCUAUCCAUGUAGCGUGUGGUAACCUCGAAAUUUCGAAACGAGAUGUAUUCAUGGAAGUCACAUGUGCAAACAAAACUUCCGCUGAUUUUCUAAUUUUUUGAGAGUAAUUAUUUAGUAUUGUUUCUGAACGUUACCAUGCCCUAUUUUGUAAAGAUUUUAAUAUUAAUUUAUUUCUGGAAAGUUGUCCUCUGUUCGUCACCUGAUAAAAUAAAAGCCCUUUUUGGGACUCACUAUUGUAUAGCCGGAUCGUUAGCAUCCAUAGAAGAUCAAACCCUGUUUAGACAAAAUGAACAUAUACAAAGUGAAGAUUUAUCAAUCUCUGAGUUUACACAAGGCCAAUUAGAUGUGGACAAGACUAUCCUGAGUCAACUGUAUGAAUUGGCCGCAUUUAAUGCUAUAAGUUAUUCUUAUGAAUUAAUUAAGGAGGAGGGUCCAUCACACAAUCCAACUUUUACUAUAAAAUUGUUUCUUGGUAAUGAAGGAUACUUAGGUGAGGGAAAAAGUAUAAAAAAAGCUAAGCAUGCUGCUGCAUCUUUGGCAUUGAGAAGUACGGAAUAUGAACAUCCACCAUUGAAAAUUAAUAAAAAUGAAAAGUCUAUGACUCCAACAUCUAUUUUGAAUAAUCUAGCAUUAAAACUUGGUUUGCCUGUCACUUAUUCAUUAGUGACAAAUGAUUUGGACGAUUAUGAAAAUCAUCAAACUGGGGUGGAAGUCAAACAGAAAAGGUCCUACACGCAGCAACUAAAUGACACAAUCUAUUUAAAUGACUCAAUUAGGAUAAGGAAGUAUGAAUUUGAGACACAAGGUCCUUUUAAAGUUAGAGUUGUGGUUAAUGGUGAAAAGUUCAUUGGGGAAGAUUACACCAUUAAAAAUGCUAAGCAUAAAGCUGCUGCUAAAGCACUGCAGAGCUUAAAAGAUAUAAAAAAACAAAGUGAUUUUGUAUGCUUGAGGGAAGAUGACACAGAAUCUUGUAAAAAUGCAAAACAAAGCAUUAAAUCCCCAAUAUCUCUUGUGUAUGAAGCAGCUCAGAAACGAAAUUUGGAGAUUUCAUUUGAUGUAAUUGAUGAAAGUGGCCCUUCUCAUAAAAAAACAUUUUACACUAAAUGUGUUGUUGGGCCUUUGGAAUCUAUUGGUGAAGGAAGAUCAAAAAAAGAAUCCAAAAGGGUUGCCUCAGAAAAAAUGUUGGAACAAAUCAAUACCUUGCCAAUUUUAGAGAACAGUCUAAAAACUCAAAAACCUUCUUCAAAACAAAAAAGAAAGAAGAAGAGUAAAGUAGUUAAGACCACAUUAGACAAAAUUAACAAAAUGACCAAUGACUUUGUUGAAUUUGGUAGGAAUUUAAUUAAUAAAUUAGGUACUGAAAAGCUGGAUGAAAAUUCCAAUAAUCAAAAACCAAAGCAUGGGAACUCUCCUUCUGAUGAAAUCCUGAAAUUGGGCAAUAUAUUAAACUUGCACAUGCAAUUUUCUGAUGUACAAGAUGGCGGCAAAACUUAUGCUAUUCUUGACUUGGGGACCAAACCUGCUUUUAUAUGUUUAGGAGAAGGUGUUUCUACAAAAAAUGCAAGGGACUUGGCAGCUACCCACGGAAUUAAAUAUUUAUAUAAACUCGGUCUAAUGGAUAAUUUUAAGGACAAUCCAAAAGAUUCAGUAAGCAAUACUUUAGAAGAAUAUCAGAAUGUGUGGCUACAUGUUUUAGAAGAAGAACAAGAGAGUUCCAAGCAGUGAGAUUUUAUGAUCUUUGUCUAUUAAAAAAAACAAAUAAAAUUUCAUUAAUAAUUUUCUUUGAUUUUCCAGAA
Molecule: messenger RNA, 2335 nt
Organism: Cylas formicarius (sweet potato weevil)
Lineage: Eukaryota; Metazoa; Arthropoda; Insecta; Coleoptera; Brentidae
Product: maternal effect protein staufen-like
Exons: 9
Coding region: 675-2264 (529 amino acids)
Source: RefSeq, a predicted model, not a curated record